Vicugna pacos (alpaca) is the source of this 599-nucleotide messenger RNA. RefSeq names its product fatty acid-binding protein 9. Lineage: Eukaryota; Metazoa; Chordata; Mammalia; Artiodactyla; Camelidae. The record is from RefSeq and is a predicted model, not a curated record. Gene Ontology annotation, molecular function: lipid binding.
UGUCUUGCCUAACUUUCUUUGGCUUUUGGUUGUGAGUGCCUCUUCUCAACAAGCUUUCCAUCAUGAUUGAGCACUUCUUGGGAACCUGGAAGCUGGUCUCCAGUGAAAACUUUGAGGAAUACCUGAAACAACUGGGAAUGAGUGUUACAGACCAGAACCUUGCAGGGUUAGCAAAGCCGAGAAUCACUAUUAGUGCUGACAAGGAGAAGGUUAACAUCAAGACAGAAAGUUCUUUCAAGAACUUUGAGAUCUCCUUCAAGCUGGGGGAAGAAUUUGAUGAAACCACAGCAGACAACCGCAAAGUGAAGAGCAUCAUAAAAUUAGAUGGUGGCUCAAUGAUUCAUGUCCAAAAAUGGCUUGACAAAGAGACCACAAUCAAAAGACGAAUUGUAGAUGGCAAAAUGGUAGUGGAAUAUACCAUGAAUAAUAUUAUCAGCACUCGAAUCUACGAAAAAGUGUGAACAAAGUAUCUACAGCACUGAAAACUUGCUCACUAACAGGAAACUGGGACUUGAAGAAGAUAUGCCUCAGGGCCAGUGAUUUUAAAAAAAACAACACUCAACAUAAAUGUGCUCAAUAAAACCAUCAAAUUAAGUGCA